AUGGGAACACACACGGCCGAGUCUCUGUCUAUUAAAUUGGCGUUAGAUCGGCUGUCGUCGCUAGGCUUUGAUCGUGCACUGUGUGAGACUGCACUGGCCAGCAAUGCAAACAACGAGGACGUAACUCUGCGCGCACUCAUAAAACAACUCAUAGCGGCUGCAUCGGAUCCUGAAGAG
This is a messenger RNA of Sphaeroforma arctica JP610, 177 nucleotides long. RefSeq lists its product as hypothetical. The transcript has a single exon. The annotation marks the transcript as partial. Lineage: Eukaryota; Ichthyosporea; Ichthyophonida. The record is from RefSeq and is a predicted model, not a curated record. Gene Ontology annotation, molecular function: protein binding.